UGGGAUGGUAAAAACCAGAAGGAAAGUGAAUGAAUGUGAGGAAGGAGAGCGCUUUGGUUUGUUUUGUUGUGUUUGGGUUGUUUGUUUUAUGGAGUAGUAGGGCAUAGUACAAAGAACAGCAGAAAACGCAGCGAUGAGAUCACAGGUACUUUAAUCUCUUUUCUGACCAAACACUGCCACACUUACCACUUUCAUCAUCAACCCAGCUCCUUCUUAUAGCCUAGAACCACCAAUUCUCUUCCCUCUUCCCUCUCCCCUCUCUACUCUACCUGUCUAUCUAAGUACUCUUCUUUAUUCCACCUUCAUCCUCUACAAUUUAGCGUUUUCAUUCAAAUUAAUGAUGCAAAUCUUGUAGGAAAUUUCCCAAGAGGACCAUUAGGGUGAGCCUUGGUUUGUGUUGGCGAAGUGGGUUUGUUGGUGUUUAGCCAAUAUCAUUGCACCAGUUGAUUUGGUUUGGUUUGGGUUGUUUAAGAGGACUCAAUUACCAAAAGCUGAUAGCAGAGAGAAGGAGAGAGAUGGGUUAGGGCAGUUGGGUUUGCUUGGGGUUGUGGGUAGGUUUAUUUUCAGUUUUUUCUAGGGUGACUUUCUAUGUGUAGAUGGUUUGUGUUGGGGUGAUGGAAGGGGAAAUAUUGAAUGGCAGGGCCUUUUGGGAGAGGCAACGGCAACAACAAGAACAGCAGGAACAGAAGUAUCAGGUUUCAGUGUGGUGGCAGUUGCACAAGCAACAAGGGCAAAACCAAAACAAGUGUUGUAAUACUAUUAAAGAAGCAUCAACAACCACCACCCAUUAAGCUUAAGUUUACUUUUCCAUUAAAAACUGGAACAGGAAAAUCACCACAUCCUGACUCUGGAUCCUCAAAGGAAUCAUCAUCAUCAUCAACAUCAUCUUCAUCUUCAUCAGCAGCAGCAGCAGCAACCUCCUCCUUCUCACCAUCCAUAUCAGCAACUUUUCAAUUCAACCUAUGUAGACCAACAAGAAGAAGAAGCAGAUGAAGAAGAAACUGAACCAGAACACCAGAGCCAACACCCCCAACAAAACCAACAUUUCAUUCCAAGAUUAGGCUUAGAUUCACAGCUCCAACAACAACAGCAACAACAACCCCAGAAAAAGCGCUCUUAUUUCCCAUCUUCUUCUGAAAUCCAAUAUGCAAGAAAAAUGGCAGAGAGUCAGAAUCAAGCAACGGCAACAACGUCAAGAUUGGGGAUAAGAAACAAUAGUGGAGGCGAGAUCGUUGAGGUCCAAGGAGGUCACAUUGUUCGCUCAACAGGAAGAAAAGACCGUCACAGUAAAGUUUGUACUGCAAAAGGUCCUAGAGACCGCCGUGUUCGGCUCUCUGCGCACACAGCCAUUCAGUUCUACGAUGUUCAAGACCGCCUUGGUUACGACCGCCCCAGCAAAGCCGUAGAUUGGCUUAUAAAGAAAGCAAAAUCUGCCAUUGAUGAACUUGAUGAAUUACCUCCAUGGAAUCCAGAAACUGUAACUACUACUGCUACUACUAAAACAAGAAACUCUCAACAAAAUGAAACAACAAAUCAAGAUAGAGACUUUCAGCUUCCCCGGAGUUCUGGAGCUGUAAUGGGUGGUGGUAGUGGCAAUUCUGAUGUUCAAAAUCUUCAUAUGGUUGAAAAUCCAAACGAAAGUUCGAGUUUUUUACCUCCAUCCUUGGACUCAGAUUCAAUUGCUGAUACAAUCAAGUCCUUCUUUCCAAUGGGUGCUUCAACUGACACACCUUCUUCAUCUAUUCAGUUUCAGACUUACCCACCAGAUUUGCUUUCGAGGACUACAAGUCAUAGCCAAGAUCUAAGGCUUUCGCUCCAGUCAUUUCAGGAGCCAAAUAGUAUUCUUUUACAGCAUCAACCACAUCAUCAAGCUCAUUCUCGACAGCAGCAUCCGAAUGAGCAUGUACAGGUUUUGUUCUCCGGAACAACCCCACUGGGCUUUGAUACUUCUUCUGCUGGGUGGUCUGAAACUGAGCAGCAGCAUCACCAUCACCACUCAGCUGAAAUGUCCAGGUUCCAGAGAAUGGUUGCUUGGAAUAACAGUGGUGGUGCUGUUACUGGUGCCAGUGGAAGUGCUGGUCGUGGUGGUGGAGGAGGCUUUAUGUUUAAUUCACUACCAACACAGCCACCACUGCAGCCGUUAUUCGGCCAAAACCAGUUGUUUUCAUCUCAGAGGGGACCCCUUCAGUCCAGCAACACGCCUCAAGUUCGUGCUUGGAUAGACCAUCCAAUUACUCUUACCAAUGAGCACCAACAUCGACAUCAAAUUCCUUACCAAACGAUCCACCCAUAUGCGAUAUCCAACACUGGAUUUGCCUCUUCUGUUGGCGAAUUCUCUGGAUUUUGCAUUCCAGCACGAAUUCAAGGCGAAGAUGAGGAACAUGAUGGCAUUCACAACAGACCAUCCUCUGCUUCCUCUGAUUCUCGCCAUUGAUUGACCUUAAUACCAUAAUCCUUUCCCUCUUACAGGUCUUCUUGAAUCUUUACAGAGAGAUUGAUAUGGGAGCCGAUGCAAUGGAUUGCAGACCAGUUAAGAGGGGAGAUUUGGGAUCAAGUUUAGUUCAAUGGCCUUAACUGUGGAAGAAGAGAUCUGGAUGGAUUUCAGGUUUUUUGUUCCUCGGUUCUUUAGCUUCUAUAAUUUAGUUGAUUAUGUUUGUAUCCUGCUUUUGAGUGAGCUCUUAGAGUUCAACCAUGUUUGUUCUCUGUUGGUUUUCUAUGUGUUCAUGAUGCCGGACUUUUAUGUGUUUUUGUGUUUUCUUUUUAUUUGCUAGUUUGCUAUUAAGAAACAUAUUUGGUUUGUUAUAGUGUUGAUUGUAAUUUUGCCCAAUUGGAACAAACGCAAUCCGCAUAA
Messenger RNA from Mangifera indica (mango), 2851 nucleotides. RefSeq names its product transcription factor TCP4-like. The record is from RefSeq and is a predicted model, not a curated record. The transcript is spliced from 2 exons. Gene Ontology annotation, molecular function: DNA-binding transcription factor activity; sequence-specific DNA binding. NCBI's taxonomy places the organism in Eukaryota, Viridiplantae, Streptophyta, Magnoliopsida, Sapindales, Anacardiaceae. The coding region runs from base 1157 to 2434 and encodes 425 amino acids. Gene Ontology annotation, cellular component: nucleus. Gene Ontology annotation, biological process: regulation of secondary shoot formation.